This is a messenger RNA of Drosophila virilis, 787 nucleotides long. RefSeq names its product lysophospholipase-like protein 1. Gene Ontology annotation, molecular function: carboxylic ester hydrolase activity; palmitoyl-(protein) hydrolase activity. The record is from RefSeq and is a predicted model, not a curated record. Gene Ontology annotation, biological process: protein depalmitoylation. NCBI's taxonomy places the organism in Eukaryota, Metazoa, Arthropoda, Insecta, Diptera, Drosophilidae. Gene Ontology annotation, cellular component: cytoplasm.
UGGUCAUACUGAUUUUUUGUGACCGCUUUGCAUCUUACGUGACAUUCCUUAUCGCAACAAAAUAAAAAUAUCUAAAAUGUCAACAUCAACGAUACGAAAAUACAGCGCUUCUGUUAUAUUUUUUCACGGCUCUGGUGAUACUGGACAAAAUUUACUAGAAUGGGUCCGGUUCUUAUUAGGCCGAGAUUUUAACCUCGCCCAUGUAAAAAUUAUAUAUCCAACUGCUCCAAUGCAAAAGUACACUCCUUUAAAUGGACAGCUUUCCACUGUGUGGUUCGAUCGACGAUCGGUAAAUAUUGCAGCGCUGGAAAGUAAGAAGAGCAUGUCCCAAUGUUAUGAUAUCGUACACCAACUCAUCCAGAAUGAAGUAGACCACGGCAUCCCGUUGAAUCGCAUAAUUGUCGGUGGUUUCUCAAUGGGCGGCGCUUUAGCCUUGCAUACAUGUUACCACCUAAAUACUGGUUUAGCUGGUGUAUUUGCACACUCAUCGUUCCUUAAUCGUAAAUCUGUGGUCUAUGAAUCCCUGGAAAAUCAAAAGGCUCCAACAAACACGCUUCCUGAACUUCUUAUGCUCCACGGAGAGCGCGAUACAUUAGUUCCCCUUGAAUGGGGGCUAGAAACAUUUGAAUCAUUACAAAAACUGGGCAUAGUAGGCACAUUCACCCCCUUAAAAAACACAUUGCACGAGCUAAAGAAACGCUCGCUGCUUGAUUUGGAGGAUUGGAUAUUGAAAAAGUUGCCGCCUUUAAGUAUGGACAUUUCUAAUAAACUUUGAUUGACUCCCAAA